Messenger RNA from Microsporum canis CBS 113480, 2676 nucleotides. RefSeq names its product DNA replication licensing factor mcm3. The transcript is spliced from 8 exons. Gene Ontology annotation, cellular component: MCM complex; nucleus. Gene Ontology annotation, molecular function: single-stranded DNA helicase activity; ATP binding; ATP hydrolysis activity. Gene Ontology annotation, biological process: DNA replication; mitotic DNA replication initiation; DNA strand elongation involved in DNA replication. Bases 1 to 2676 code for a protein of 891 amino acids. The record is from RefSeq and is a predicted model, not a curated record. NCBI's taxonomy places the organism in Eukaryota, Fungi, Ascomycota, Eurotiomycetes, Onygenales, Arthrodermataceae.
AUGGACGCCCCUCCGCUUCGUGACGAGGCCGCUCGCGAUAACAAGCGAGCAGCAACGGAGUUCCUUGACCCAGUUGACCCACGGGCUAGAAGGUUUUACCGCGCGGACAUAGCUGUGAUGAUAAAUAGAGGACUUCGAAGAUUCACGAUUAGCAUUGACGAAAUUCGAGCCCAUAGCCCCGAAUUAGCGAAAGGCCUCCUUACUUCCCCGUUUGCCUAUUGCCAGGCAUUUGAUGAAGCGUUACGAGAAAUAGUCACAACUAUCGCCAGUCAACCAAGGAGAGAUGAAACAGAUGAAACCGAAUAUCAUUGUGCAUAUGUCGGUGCAUUCGGCGAAUACUCUUGCAAUCCUAGAACGCUCAGUUCAUCACAUUUAAACCGAAUGAUUGCCCUUGAGGGGAUAGUGACUAAAUGCUCACUAGUCAGACCAAAGGUUAUUAGAAGCGUCCAUUACAACCCCAAGGAAAAAUCCUUCCUGUCAAGGACAUACCAAGACCAGACCAUGACGGCCAGUGGAGCUACCAGCUUAAAUGGUAGUUAUAUUUACUUUACUAAUUUAUCGGCAAAGCUCAUAACCGAGUAUGGAUAUUGCAAAUACCGGGACCAUCAAAUGAUAUCCAUCCAGGAAAUGCCCGAAAGGGCACCAGCUGGGCAGCUCCCGCGUGGUGUUGAUGUUAUCCUUGAUGACGACCUUGUUGACAAAGCUAAGCCAGGAGACAGGAUACAGCUCGUAGGAGUUUACCGAUCUCUUGGAAAUCGAAACGCGAGCUCAGGCAGCGCCACUUUUCGUACUGUUGUUCUUGCAAAUAAUAUCAUACAUCUUGCCUCUAAGUCUGGUGGAGGAAUUGUUCAACCCACAAUAACGGAUACGGAUGUUCGAAACAUCAACAAACUGGCAAAGAAAAAGAACAUAUUCGACCUCCUUUCCCAGUCUCUUGCACCGAGUAUAUAUGGCCACGAUUAUAUUAAGAGAGCUAUAUUGUUGAUGCUCUUAGGAGGCAUUGAGAAGAAUCUCGACAAUGGAACCCAUCUACGUGGUGAUAUAAACAUAUUAAUGGUUGGUGAUCCUUCUACCGCCAAAUCCCAGCUUCUACGGUUUGUUCUCAAUACAGCUCCGUUAGCUAUUGCCACCACUGGUCGAGGGUCAUCCGGUGUUGGUCUCACUGCUGCUGUGACGACCGAUAAGGAAACAGGAGAGCGUAGGCUAGAAGCAGGCGCUAUGGUCUUGGGAGAUCGGGGAGUAGUAUGCAUCGACGAGUUCGACAAGAUGAGUGACGUUGACCGAGUAGCAAUUCAUGAAGUUAUGGAGCAACAGACGGUCACAAUUGCAAAGGCUGGCAUUCACACGUCUUUGAAUGCCCGGUGCAGUGUGAUUGCAGCGGCGAAUCCAAUCUUUGGACAAUAUGAUACGCACAAGGAUCCGCAUAAAAACAUUGCUUUACCCGACUCGCUCUUAUCCCGUUUCGAUCUUCUCUUUGUGGUGACGGAUGAUAUCGAUGACACCAGAGACAGGCUCGUUUCUGAGCACGUACUGAGAAUGCAUCAGUACCGUGAUCCAAGGCAGGAAGAAGGGGCCCCCGUACGUGAGCAGGUUGGUUCCAGUCUGGGAGUUGGUCUAGAGGAGAGCCAGGACGCGAACAGGACGACCGAGGUAUACGAGAAAUUCAACGUGAUGCUUCACGCCGGCAUUUCUCAGACGGGAAAAAGAGGCGGGAAGAAGGUGGAAAUACUCAGCCUGCCGUUUGUCAAGAAAUAUAUUCAGUACGCCAAAUCACGAAUUAAGCCAGUCCUCAGCAAGGGUGCGGCGGAUCAUAUUGUGAGCACAUACUCGGCGCUCCGAAAUGACGAGCUACUCGGAAACCAGAGGAAGACAUCUCCCAUGACGGCGCGUACGCUUGAGACGUUAAUCCGUCUUUCCACAGCUCAUGCAAAGGCACGCCUUUCAAACAGGGUAGAUGAAAAGGACGCAAAGGCAGCCGAGGCUAUUCUUCGAUUUGCCUUGUUUAAAGAAGUUGUUGAGGACGAGAGACGCAAGAGACGCAAAACCGCCAAUAUACCAGAAUCCGACUCGGAUUCCGAUGAGUCUGAUGACGAUGACAGAGACUAUACUCCUCGCCGGAGGACGACGCAGUCAGCGACGGGCGCUCGAUCCGGCACCCGGUCUGGCCUGAGGGGCUCUAGAGCUACGCCUACUCCUGGUGGAAAUGGCAAUGAUGAUGAUGCAGACGAGAUAUACAACGCUACCCCUGAUAGCAGACAACGGCUCUCAUCAUCCGGCCAGACGCGAAGCCAACAGACACAGUCCCAGUCGCGAAUGUCGGUGGCCUCGUCGCAACCAGCAUCACAGCUUCUCGAGUCUCAGGAAACAGACAACACCGAGUCUCAAGCCGAUAUCCUGGCGAAUGCGGUUGCGGCGUCUGCUUCCCUGCCUCCCCUCCCGCCGGCUCGUCUAAGUACCUUCCGACAAGCCCUGGGCCCGCUCAUGAGGUCAGACCUGUUCCAGGGAGAUUCUGCAGAUGUACAGCGGGUAGUCGACGCGGUGAACUCUUCAGUGCGCUCAUCCGGAGCGGGAAGCGAUGGCGUGUUUGAGCUGGCCGAAGCACUCCAGGCUUUGGCCGUGAUGAAUGACCGAAACGAAAUUAUGUAUCUUGGUGAUGAGACCGUUUAUCGGCUUUGA